Molecule: messenger RNA, 3059 nt
Organism: Epinephelus lanceolatus (giant grouper)
Lineage: Eukaryota; Metazoa; Chordata; Actinopteri; Perciformes; Serranidae
Product: DEP domain-containing protein 1B
Biological process (GO): intracellular signal transduction
Source: RefSeq, a predicted model, not a curated record
UUUCUGUUGAGAUACCCCCGUAGCUUUAUUUACCUGUUUUCAUACGCAGCUGAAGCUUUUGAAAAGCAUAUAAAAUUAACAUAUGUCCAUGUUUUCAUACGAGUGAAGAGGGUUUCACUUUCAGAAUGGACGGAAAAGUUAUCGGACCGGGUCCGUACAGGGCAACCAAACUGUGGAAUGAAACCAUUAAACUUUUCCGUGGAGGCAUGCCACUCAGAAGGCACUGGGCACACUUCCGCUACUAUGAUAACAGUUUCACAGGAUGCGAGGCUGUGGAUUAUCUGCAUGAGCUGCUGAAGCGCAACUACAACUUUGGGCCCGAGGUCACUCGAUACCAGACUAUGCAGCUUCUCAGAAAGUUCCUCAAGGCCCAUGUCAUUGAGGACAUCAAAGGACGCCAUGGGACAGAGGACUUUGAAGACAACAACCAUCUGUACAGAUUCCCCACCUCGUCUCCCCUGAAGUCUCUUCCAAUAAGGCCUCUGUUGAGAGACAGCAGUGACCUUCCCAGACUCAUUCGCUGGGACGACUACGAAGAAUUGCCUCAGCGGGAAAACAUUCCACCCCUGAAGUCUGCUGUCAUGACCUCGGAUUUGUGGAAUAAAAGGCACAGUGUCGCUAUCGGAGAUGUGCAUGAGUGUAAGCUCAUACGGAGGAAGGAGAUAACACCAAAGCAAGUGGACCACAUCUGGAAAUCUAUGACAGUUGUGCAUUUACAGAGAGCUCUGGGCUUACAGUCAUUGGAUGGAAUUUUAAACCCAACGCAUGUGAACGGCAAGCACAUUGUUCACAAUGUGUUCAGCGUCAAUAAGACGGGCAUAGUCGUAUUGGAGAACAAAGCCGAGGACAUGCCAUAUUGGGUGGUAUCAGCAAUGAAAUGUCUUGCCAAUUGGCCUAAUGGGAAUGAAAGCAAACAGCCAGUGUACCCGGGUUUCGAGAGGGAUGUUCUGAAAACAGUAGCAGAUUACUUUCAGAGACUCAAAGAACCCCUGCUGACUUUCCAUCUUUAUGAAGUCUUUGUCAACAUUCUCAGUCUGCUCCAGGAACAGGAGGUAGCCACUGAGGCUCUUCAGGUCAGCUGUCUCUUACUGCCGCCGCCCAACCGAAGACGCCUCCAGCUUUUAUUGCGUCUCAUGGCCCGUGUUUGUCAGAAUCCCCACCUGCCUCCACUCAAUGACGCCAUUGCCACCCGCACACUGAUGGUGCAGAUGUUCUCACACUGCGUUCUAGGAUCAGUGGAUGAGAUGGACCUGGAUGAGCUGUUUGCCACCAAACUGGUGACCUUCAUGAUGGAGCACCACAACACCAUCUUCCAAGUUCCUUUUAAGCUGCGCCGCCAGGUUGAGGAGCACCUGUCCCACCUCAAAAGAGUCCAAAUCAAAUACGCAGGUUCAGACACAGACUUCAGCGCAUCUCCAGCUUUUUGUAAACAGAUCAGGAGGGUGGAGGCUGAGGAGCCGAGGGUGAUAGGAACCCAGACCCCCCUACAGGCGCUGCUGGAAGGCCUGAUCGCAGACAAAGAACUCCCUGCAAAGGACAAGAGGAAAAGGCUGAAACAGUUUCAGAGGUCGUACCCAGAGGUCUACCACAAUCGAUUCCCCACUGAGGAAAGCAAAGCUGCUGUAGUACCUGAGAAAACCCCACGACUCAAACCUCAUCUCAUGUUUUUCAACCUAAAGAAACCCUUCCAGCCGUUUCAGAGGAGCUGGAGUUUUAGGGCGUGACCUGCCACCUCUGACACAUCUACACUUCAGGCUGUGCACACAACUCAACCUCAGCAUCAUGAGGUGAGGAGCAGUGUGGCUCUGGCUUCAGUUUUGGUCUCACACGGGUAAACCACAAUUAAAUGUUUAAAAAUAAUUAAUUGGAUGUUGUAGCACUGUUAAACUAAGAUAAUAAUUUAAAGGGUCAGUUCACAUAAAUACACACAUAAGGACACCCCAACUGACUCCUGUCUAACCAGAUAGCUUGGUGUAGUUGCAGAACAUUGGCAACUAUUUUUCAAACUGCAAACAAAUGUGGGCAGCUGAACUGACCCUUUUAACAAAUACAAUUUACUGUAUUGCUAGAAAACUUGAACAAAUUAAAGGAAACAAUGAUGCACUAACACUAAAAUACUGAUGUUUCUUAAAAUGAACUCUUAGAGUUGUUUAAAAAUGUGUGUUGGUACAUUAUUCUGCUAAGAUACUGUAUCUUAGAUGUAAAUGUGCAGUGAUGGCAGCUGAUCAAUAUAGCCAGUCCUGUAACUGAAUUGAAUGAAUUUCAAAAGUAUUAAUAGGGUAUUAGAUGUUAACAUUAUAGGUUGUAAACAGUUAAUGAUCAAAGCGCAUCAUACUCAUAAAACAUUUCUAUGGAUAUAUACUGUAAUUUUGUACUGUAACAAAUAUUCAGAUGCAUUUCUUGGUAUUUUUUGGCUUGCAAACAGAUGAUGUUAUUAUAAUGAUCUUGACUAUUGCAAUGCAAAGAUGCAUUUCAUUUUAAUGGGUACUUCAUUAUUUGGUCAUUAUGAUGUUGUAACUAGGCAACCCAGAGCCUGUGUUUUAAUCUUUGUUAGUUAAAUGGUUACUUGGAGUCAAUGAACAUAUCAAGGGUUUCUAAGAAAGGGAGUGGAUGUAGUUGCUGCAGGGCUGAAAAGCUUUGGCUGAUGAUUGCAUUUGUUACUACAAAAAAACAAUCCUGCUGUCUGUGCACUCUUAAAACAACUCAUUUCAUGUUUUAACUUGAUGGUUUUAUUCUGUAUAUAAGAACUCUUUGUGAUUGGUACAUAUUUCAAUGUCUCAAAUACUCUUCUUUCACUGUUUCAAUGUUUUGUCAUUUUCUAUCACCUGCUGUUCUGUCAUGUCAAUCAGGUUGUUUGUCACUUAAUUUGAGACUUAAAAUUUUAUUUUUUUUUGGGGUUAAGUGCUGAUAUUCCUAUUUGGAUUUUCAUAAAUGCUCUUGAACAAAUGUAAUAAUGCUGGAAUAACUGUUACACUUGAAUUGCUGCUGGAAAAAAUUCAACAGGAUCAAAGUGAAUUCAUGUUGAUGCUGAUUUUUCUAUAAACUUUCUAACUGGCAAA